Magallana angulata is the source of this 1499-nucleotide messenger RNA. RefSeq lists its product as uncharacterized. The transcript is spliced from 7 exons. Gene Ontology annotation, cellular component: mitochondrial matrix. Gene Ontology annotation, biological process: mitochondrial translational elongation; Mo-molybdopterin cofactor biosynthetic process. Lineage: Eukaryota; Metazoa; Mollusca; Bivalvia; Ostreida; Ostreidae. The record is from RefSeq and is a predicted model, not a curated record. Gene Ontology annotation, molecular function: protein binding; translation elongation factor activity. The coding region runs from base 175 to 1479 and encodes 434 amino acids.
CGGAUUGCGUCGUUUAUUUUUCACCAUCGGAAACGUAAAAGACCGAGACUCGAAACGCAUGUUGUUUUGUCAAUUUGUGACCUGCGAAAUUGUCGAUUGAAUUGUAUAAUUUAGGUUGUGUAUUAAAAAAUACCUGACCAGGAGACGGGAGGAGAACGACGAAAAAGAUACGAUAUGGGACGGUUUUUAUUCUCAACUGUAAACUUGGUUUGGAAAACUUUCCCUAGACAUUACUGUGCUGCUCAGGCUGCUAAAAGUAACCUUAGCCAACUACGAAAGAAAACGGGUAUACCACUGAAGAAUUGCAGAGCUGCACUUGAGAAAUUUGACAACAACCUAGAGGAGGCAGAAAAAUGGUUGAUAGAACAAGCACAGAAAGAAGGUUGGGCCAAAGCAGACAAGUUACAGUCCCGCCCGAUGUCCCAGGGGUUAGUGGGGGUUUUGCAGUCCAGAGCAGGAGCCACCAUGGUUGAGGUGAACUGUGAGACAGACUUUGUGGCCAGGAAUGAGAAGUUCCAGGAGUUGGUGUACCGCCUCACCACUGCCUGUCACGACAACCUACAGCAGGAUACAAAUAAGAAAUUCCUACAACAUGAUGCUGUAAAUGACUUGCCCUAUGAGGACAAAAAAAUGUCUGAUGCCGUAGCUUUGGAGGUUGGUACCAUUGGUGAAAACAUGCGCCUACGCCGGGCUAUAUUCCUUCCUAAAUUAGAGGGACAGUUUCUGAACUCGUAUGUUCAUAACUCAGACAAGAAGGUGGUUAUUAAUGACUGUCACAUGGGAAGGUUUGGGACUCUACUGAGUGUACAGCAUACAUUAGGAACAGAUUCAGAGGAGUCCAUAGAAACAGUCACCAAAGAUUAUGAUGUAACAAGAACCACGGAUGUCUUGUUGACAACCUCAGCACCAAAACAACCUCCGUUUCUCUGGUCGCACUGGUCCACGGCGAGGAAGGAACAAGUUGGUAGCAGGAGCUUUCAUACCUCCUCAGUGCGAGAUAAAAACCUUACGCACACUGACAGUAGCGGCAAAGCAAAAAUGGUUGAUGUCGGCGACAAAGAAAACUCGGUCAGAACUGCAGUGGCCUGUGCAUCUAUUUAUUUGGGAGAAGAGGCGUUCUAUUUAGUCGAGGCAAACAAAACCAAGAAAGGGGAUGUUCUCUCUGUGGCUCAGUUAGCAGGGAUAAUGGCUGCCAAGAAAACUGGAGAGCUAGUGCCACUAUGUCAUAACAUUGGACUGAGUAAAGUAUCAGUGGACCUGACACUGUACAAACACAACUACUCUGUUUAUAUUGAAUGUGAGGCUAAAACUGUAGGAAAGACUGGGGUAGAGAUGGAGGCCAUUACUGGUGCCUCUAUGGCAGCUAUCACAGUAUAUGAUAUGUGUAAGGCUGUCAAUAGGGAAAUGGUGAUAUCUAACAUAAGGUUGCUUAGUAAGAAAGGGGGGAAAAGUGGAGAGUACCAGUUUGUUCCUGAAUAAAAUCUUCUUACUCUAAAAAA